CGUAAACAAUAUGGCGGAUAGUGGUCGUUGUCAUUCGUUUAUUUAAUGAAUUGCAUAGCUGACAUUGAGAAUAAAGAAGGCCUUAAUUGUUUUAAUUUGUAUAAAAGAACAACAGAUUUAGCCAUAAAAAGGCGGAUAUCUUUUCUUUUUUUUAGGCUUGCACCUACUUACACUUACAUGAACCAAACAACAUGACAUAAUAAUAAUAUACUUAAAAAUCAUAAUGAAUGGCAUGAAGUAGCUUAUUUUUAAAUUGACAUAUUUAUUUAUAUGAUCUGUUAAUGUUAUACAAUGACGUCUUUAACUAAUAAUGAUGACAAUUUUGCGAUUUCUGCUGAGAAAUAUCUGGGUAAGGUGAUUUGAAAUCUAUAAUUAUGACAUAAAUAACUGAAUAAGCAGAAUACAAUAUUUUUUCACUUGCCUUUUUUUGUAGUACAAACUAGGGGAGUGUGGUGAGUUGAGUCCCCUCGGUGUUGAAGGAUAAUAAAUGGUCACAGCACAAAAUCUAUUUGACCAAACUUAAUAAAGCUUCAAAUUUUUUAAUCAAUAUUAAAGAUGAACACUUAUACUUAUGUUUUUCAAAGAUGUCUAAACGAGGGAGAGUUGGACAUAGCAGUGAGUAAAGUGGACCCUCAUUGUUAUCAAAACAGAGGGAUUCAAGGGUAGUCUAUAUGAGAGAGUGGGGUUAAAUUUAAUUCACUGCAAUAAAGACAGUGUUUAAUCUGCUGAGCUUUUAUUAACCAGAUGUUGGUGAUUGAAAUUCAAACGUCAGAGAGUAUUUUCUCCCUCUAUGUAGACCUUUCUGUAAACGUAAACAAACUGUCCCAGUCAAGAGAGGUGGAGAAUGAGUGGAGCGAUGUUGCACCAAGUCAGUUUGUGACAACAUAGAAAUAACAAUCAGGGAGAUGAUUCUACAAUAAAACUCCACUUUGAACCAAAGUCCAAACCUAGGGCUGGGGUUUAACAGGAGUCCUUAAGAUCUCCAUAAACUAUGUGAAAGGAUGUUGAGUUAGUUGCUACUUUCAGGCAAUCUUUUAUAGCACAUUGUAACUUUGUCUUUUACUGUUAUGUUGUUAUUGCCAUAGACCAGUGCCAUUAACAUUAUGUUGUUUUUGCCAUAGACCAGUGCCAACAAGAAGUUUUUCUAAAUAGCCUAUUUUCAUUCUUCAAAUCUUGUUAUUUACCUUUUUCAUUGACAGUGCAGAUUGGUUGGCCAAUGACCUUUUUGUAUGUCAAAUGUAGUUUAUUUUGUUGCUUUGUUAAAGAGAUCCAUAAAAUGACUGCACUAAUCCAGUCCAUUAUAAUUUACUCAUUGGUAUUACACUAAAAAAAAUUUGAAACCACUAAUUAGAGUAAUAUUUGUACAUUUCUGACACAGUUGAUAGUUUAAACAUUUUUGUUCCACAGCUAAGUAUAAUAUUAUUGCAUGUCUAGAAGAUAGCAUUACCCAGCUACUGGAACACAGAGAAGAAAAUCCUAAAGUUGUGCCGUCUAAGUUUCUUUGUGAAUAGUAAGUCUAUAAAUCUAAAUUAAUGUAAUUAACAAUUAUUGUGGGUGUAUUGAUUAUUAUAUAUGUUGAUUUUUUACUCACUUGAGUCAAAAGCAAGUUUGAUCCUGUCUUUGGUUUCAUGUUGAUUUUCAUUCACAAAAUAUUUCUUCUAAAUUACAGUUUUUGUAGCCUCCGUGAUGGAAAUCACACAAUGUUUAGAGAGUUUAGUUACAUCAGAAGCACACCACACAACAGAGCGUCCUUUGUUGCUCUCUUCUGGAAAUGUUUCAGGCAAAUUGGAAAGAAGGGAGGUAACCUAACACUAACAUUACACAUUUUUAAGGUUUUUUUACAUUAUGUAAUGAAUUACAUUUUUUUAAAAGUUUGAUAAAUUUCAAUACUAAUUUCAAUACUAAUAAUAAUUAAUGCAUUUUAGAUCUACUCAGCAUACAAGAAUAUCACUCACUAAUUGGAUUAAUUUGUCCAGAUUUCCCUUUCAAAUUAGUGCAAAAAACAGCCAGGUAAGAGUAUACUAGUAAACAACAAUAUAAGUGUUUCACUGCGUGACAUUGCUAUAUAAAACACUGCUAUAUAAAACAUCUCUAUUUUAAAGUUUCCAUUUCUUUUUAUCUCUGGGAACAGACUUUGUUUGAAAAAUUAAUUGGUAAGUAGGAAUUCUACUACAAAACCCCAAUAUGUGGCCAUCCAUAUAUUAUGUUUGCAAAAAAGACAAAAUUUAGACCCCACUCUCCCUGCUGUAUGCAAAACAUUUUAGGGCACACUUCCGUGUAUUCCUGCAAUGAGCUCUCAGCCUCCCAACCCCCCACAAAAAUCAUUUUAUUUAUAAAGCUUUAUGACAUACCAUAUAAAAAAAAUUAAACGUCAAUUCACCAUCAACCAGCGUUUCCUAACUUGUGGUGUACUUCCCACAGGAAAGCAUUUGAAGAUUAUAGGAUGACAUAUAGUCUCUGGGACAAUAGCAUAAAAUGGGGGUUGGAGGUGCAGUCCAAGUCAGAUGACACAUUUUUAUUUAAAGCAGGGGUUGCAUUGACAGCCAACUCCCAAGUGCUCCGGGGUGCAAUAACCCUAGCUACACCACUGCUCUGGGAUAUAGGCAUUGUAUUUAAUUUGCAAUGUUAAAACAGGACAUUUAAACACCUCUAUUGUUAUCAUGUAUUUCAAUUCAAAUAUAUUUCAAUUAUUGUAAGUUUUGUAUUAUGGGCUAAAAAGACAGCCAAUUGAAAUUCAAUCUUCUUUACUGCACACAUACACAAAGUCUUCGAAAUCAACAUUCCACUUCCCCCUCAGUGUGUACAUUAUAAAUUGUUGACCCUUAAAUGUCUUAUGAAUGAUGCAUGAAGAUCGCCUGAACACGAUACAAUUUAUGGCCUAUUUAGAUAUUAAAUACAUUAAUUAGCAAAAGAUAAUUUUAGCUUUUUUAUUAUUUGACCUAAAAAGAGACAGAAGAAAUAUUUAAAGUCAUUUAUAAGAUUUUAAGCAUUUCAUAAUUAUUAUUAUUUAAAAAAAAAAAAACUUUUAUUUUCAGAAUUGUUCUGAUCGAUGAUGCCUUAGACUGCUUGAUUUCUUUUUACGAUUUUAUUUAUGCAUUUCAAGUUCAGUUUUACUAUGAAGGUAGUAAACACUUUUUGUUCCCUUUCUUUAGCAUAACAUUUAAUUCUGUUCUGUUUCUUUUUUAUAUUACUCUAGAACAUUUGGAAAGCUUUUACCAACUUAAAUAUAUAAUAUAUAUUUUAAAAAAAAUAUAUAGACAGUUAAAUAUACAAACAUAUAUAAUAUUUAUUUAUAUAUUUAUAUAAAUACUAGUAUAAUAAAUAAUAAUAAUAAAGUUCAUUUCAAAAACACGCUUCAUCCCCAAAGGCUCGAAGCGCGGUACAAAGUCAACAAUAAACAUAUCUAUAAUUUACCACAUUUAAAACAAACGCAACACUACAAAAACUAAUUACAAGCAUAAAAUCUCAAAGUAUAAAUGACCCAAUGUUAACGGGAUAAUAAUGAUAGGUACUUUGCUAUAAUUUCUAACUGCUAUUGCAAAAACUCACACAAUUCAUAACUUUAAAAAUGUAAUGAUAUUUACGUUUCUAACAUCAUUAAGUUUUGAGAAGUAUUUAUCUGUUAUAUAUUAUACGCCUACCCUACUCCCUUUGACGCUCCUAAACUACUUUUUUUCCCCUCUAAACAUGACCUUAAAUUACCCAGUCUAAAGUAUCACUAAUUAUAUCAAUUUUGUCACUAAAGAAGUUAAUUGAGGCACAAUUACUACGCUAGAGAAAUACUUUAGAUUUACCCCUUUUCGUGCCCUUGAAUUACAACUUUUUUUUUCCUCUAAAAAUUGUUAAAAAACCUAAAAUUAAAUUUACAACAAAAGCUCUAAAUAUGAUAUAAAUAUAAUUUAUAUUACAGGAAUUGGAUAUAUAUUGAUAUCUUCAUCAAAAAUUUAAACACAUUAUUAUUAUUGCCUUUUUGUUUAAAUUAUACAUUAUCAAAACUUUUUAAAUGUAAAAAUAUACAAAGCAAAAAUGUGUGUGUGUUUUAUUAACAAUUUAAAAAGCAAUCAAUUGUAUUUAUUUAGAUUAUUUAGAACAAAUUAUUUUCAAUUUUAUUUCCAAAAUUAACAACGCACUAAAAGACACACUAAAAAGACUAAUGUUUGGGUUUUCCCGAUAAAUGUGAUUACGGUGUAAUUCUUUGAUCAUGAUUUUUAAAUUUUUUUUAGUUUUUCAUAACUUUCAAACACAUAUAAAAUGCUUAAAAUAGUUCCUUAGUUGAUACUUUAAAUGUAUUUGUAAUUUAUAAUAAUAAUACUUAAACUUUAACUAAAAUAAAAGCGGAUUAAAAUAUUUUUUGCGCAUUUAAAUUUAUUAGAUUUCCGUAAAAUAAUAGAAAAUAACUAUGAUUGUUUUUAGGAAUCCAAACGUACUUAAAUCUUAUUGGAUCUUUGGAGUUAUUUCCGUAUAGCUCAUUCUUAUAGAUAUUUUAUUUAUUCACAAUGUAAGCCAAGUUUAAAAAAAAUAUAAUUUCAAUUUGAGUGAAGCCAGUGUUGCUUAAGGAAACAAAUAAUUUCUUUUGAGCAGGAAUGUUAAAAUUGUGCUCAAUACUAAAAUAUUGCAUUCUUGUCAACUAGUUAAAAAAUGUUGUAUUCUUUUGUACACUGUUGAACACUUUUGUUCCCUAUUUUACUUAGUACUACACUAUGUUACUAAUGGAUACAGUUUACACUAAUAUACAUUGAUGAACCCUAUUUUAAACCAUUUUACACUAUUUAAAAUUGUGUAUUAUAUUGUAAAAUAUUCUUCAAACUAGAGUUUUUAGAAAAGACAUUUGACAUCUACCAAAGUCAACUGCAGUCAAUGCAAAGUCCGAGAGAUCCAGUUAUUGUGCCAACUUCAGGGGAGAAUGUUAAAAUUCAUCAGAACCCACACUUGCCCUCUGAUGGCGUUGAUUCUAUGCAUUUCUUCAGGGCAAUAUAUCCACUAUUGAAUAGAGUGGAUUAUAGGUGAGUACUAUAAAGAAAUAAACACUGUCAUGUCCCUUCUAGACAAUAAAUCAGAGAUUUAGACAAUGUCAUUUUCACUCUAAAUAAUAAAUAAGAGAAGAGAAUUUGACAAUGUCAUUAUAAUUCUAAACAAUAAAUCAGAGAAUUUGACAAUGUCAUUUUAAUUCUAAACAAUACAUCAGAGAAUUUACGUAUCUGGAAGUUUGUUCGAAAUGAAAUUUUUUAAAAAGAGAUUUAUUUAUUAUUGUUUAAAAAAAUUUUAAGGGAAGUGGUGAGAGAGAAUUGAGAAUUAACCUAACAUUUUUAAUAAAAUUUAUUUAUUGCAUUUUUUCCCCAUUAAUUCAUUUUGAGCAAACAAAUUUCCUUUCAAACAGCCGCCCAUUGACUUGAGAGUUUUGAUGUCAAUGAUGGGAGUUGAUGUCAAUGAGGAGAGUUGAUGUCAAUGAUGAGAGUUGAUGUCAAUGAUGGGAGUUGAUGUCAAUGAUGAGAGUUGAUGUCAAUGAUGAGAGUUGAUGUCAAUGAUGAGAGUUGAUGUCAAUGAUGAGAGUUGAUGUCAAUGAUGAGAGUUGAUGUCAAUGAUGAGAGUUGAUGUCAAUGAUGGGAGUUGAUGUCAAUGAUGAGAGUUGAUGUCAAUGAUGAGAGUUGAUGUCAAUGAUGGGAGUUGAUGUCAAUGAUGAGAGUUGAUGUCAAUGAUGAGAGUUGAUGUCAAUGAUGGGAGUUGAUGUCAAUGAUGAGAGUUGAUGUCAAUGAUGGGAGUUGAUGUCAAUGAUGAGAGUUGAUGUCAAUGAUGAGAGUUGAUGUCAAUGAUGAGAGUUGAUGUCAAUGAUGAGAGUUGAUGUCAAUGAUGAGAGUUGAUGUCAAUGAUGAGAGUUGAUGUCGAUGAUGAGAGUUGAUGUCAAUGAUGAGAGUUGAUGUCAAUGAUGAGAGUUGAUGUCAAUGAUGGGAGUUGAUGUCAAUGAUGGGAGUUGAUGGCAAUGAUGGGAGUUGAUGUCAAUGAUGAGAGUUGAUGUCAAUGAUGGGAGUUGAUGUCAAUGAUGAGAGUUGAUGUCAAUGAUGAGAGUUGAUGUCAAUAUGGGAGUUGAUGUCAAUGAUGAGAGUUGAUGUCAAUGAUGGGAGUUGAUGUCAAUGAUGAGAGUUAUGUCAAUGAUGAGAGUUGAUGUCAAUGAUGGGAGUUGAUGUCAAUGAUGAGAGUUGAUGUCAAUGAUGAGAGUUGAUGUCAAUGAUGAGAGUUGAUGUCAAUGAUGAGAGUUGAUGUCAAUGAUGAGAGUUGAUGUCAAUGAUGAGAGUUGAUGUCAAUGAUGAGAGUUGAUGUCAAUGAUGAGAGUUGAUGUCAAUGAUGAGAGUUGAUGUCAAUGAUGAGAGUUGAUGUCAAUGAUGAGAGUUGAUGUCAAUGAUGAGAGUUGAUGUCAAUGAUGAGAGUUGAUGUCAAUGAUGAGAGUUGAUGUCAAUGAUGAGAGUUGAUGUCAAUGAUGAGAGUUGAUGUCAAUGAUGAGAGUUGAUGUCAAUGAUGAGAGUUGAUGUCAAUGAUGAGAGUUGAUGUCAAUGAUGGGAGUUGAUGUCAAUGAUGGGAGUUGAUGUCAAUGAUGAGAGUUGAUGUCAAUGAUGGGAGUUCAUGUCAAUGAUGGGAGUUGAUGUCAAUGAUGAGAGUUGAUGUCAAUGAUGGGAGUUGAUGUCAAUGAUGGGAGUUGAUGUCAAUGAUGGGAGUUGAUGUCAAUGAUGGGAGUUGAUGGCAAUGAUGGGAGUUGAUGUCAAUGAUGAGAGUUGAUGUCAAUGAUGAGAGUUGAUGUCAAUUAUGGGAGUUGAUGUCAAUGAUGAGAGUUGAUGUCAAUGAUGAGAGUUGAUGUCAAUGAUGAGAGUUGAUGUCAAUGAUGAGAGUUGAUGUCAAUGAUGAGAGUUGAUGUCAAUGAUGAGAGUUGAUGUCAAUGAUGAGAGUUGAUGUCAAUGAUGAGAGUUGAUGUCAAUGAUGAGAGUUGAUGUCAAUGAUGAGAGUUGAUGUCAAUGAUGGGAGUUGAUGUCAAUGAUGGGAGUUGAUGUCAAUGAUGAGAGUUGAUGUCAAUGAUGAGAGUUCAUGUCAAUGAUGGGAGUUGAUGUCAAUGAUGAGAGUUGAUGUCAAUGAUGGGAGUUGAUGUCAAUGAUGGGAUCAGAUGUCAAUGAUGAGAGUUGAUGUCAAUGAUGGGAGUUGAUGGCAAUGAUGGGAGUUGAUGUCAAUGAUGAGAGUUGAUGUCAAUGAUGAGAGUUGAUGUCAAUGAUGGGAGUUCAUGUCAAUGAUGGGGGUUGAUGUCAAUGAUGAGAGUUGAUGUCAAUGAUGGGAGUUGAUGUCAAUGAUGAGAGUUGAUGUCAAUGAUGAGAGUUGAUGUCAAUGAUGGGAGUUGAUGGCAAUGAUGGGAGUUGAUGUCAAUGAUGGGAGUUGAUGUCAAUGAUGAGAGUUGAUGUCAAUGAUGGGAGUUGAUGUCAAUGAUGAGAGUUGAUGUCAAUGAUGGGAGUUGAUGUCAAUGAUGAGAGUUGAUGUCAAUGAUGAGAGUUGAUGUCAAUGAUGAGAGUUGAUGUCAAUGAUGAGAGUUGAUAAUCUUCUUAAAGAGAAAAGCUUUUGUUUUUGUUAGUUGUGUUGAGAACCGUAAAAUCAUUCUUCACACCAAGAAGUAAGAAGGAAACCAAAGUUAUGAUCUAUAUGCUGUUAACUUGUGCCGCUGCCAUUAAUGUCGUUGUUGAGAUUUCCUCUUAUGAUUUGGUCCAUUUCAACCAAUGCUGUCAGCUCAGCAUCUCUGCUUUACUCACCAGCCAAUUCUUUCUUUUUUCUCUGGUGUCUUUCAAAUUCAACCAUGCAAGCUUCACAGAGAGUGGGUCCUUCUUUGAGGCAUUUACUGACACUUCUCUGUUAUAAAAAUGAUCUGGUAGAUUUCCAAACCUUUUCUAUAUGCAGCACCCUCAACAAAUUGUUGGUAUAACUCUCACAAACCCUUUAUUUUUAAAAAAAUUUUAUUAUAAAAAGAAUUAUAGAACUUCUAUAUUUGAAUCAAACUGUAAAAUGUUCAAAAAGAAAUUUAAAAAUAUCCAUACAUUUCUAUCUUAACUUGAAAUGGCUCCUCUGUUCUUAUAAUCACUAGACGCACCUUCCGAAAAGCCGCGUUGCUUCAGAGCUUUUAAAUCCAGGACAGCUGCUAGAGUUUUGUAGUCUAUUUAUAGCACUUCCAAUAGGAACGAGUAGUUUGUUUGAAACCCUAGAAAUGUUAGAAAAUCAUAAGUACUCAUAAAGUUGUACAUCUCCAUUGCAUCAUUUCUUGUUACAUCUCUGAUUAUCAUCACUGAUCAUGUCCUAAACAACUUCAACUAUUUCUUAACCCUUUCGGUCACAACAUAUUGUAUACCCUGUCCAUCGUGACUGGGUGUGGCACACCUGUACACUUAUUAUAAUGGGGGAAAAGUGUUUCUGGCAAUUCCUGGCAACUGGGUGAGUUACACCCAUAGUCUUUUAUCACAGUAAAUGGCUCUCUUUAUGUUAUUUUCUUUUUUACAACGUGGCAUGAUUUAGUUGCCUUGUAACCAAACUCCCUUCACAGAUCACGUAGUUUCUCCCACUGAAGCAUUUUUUCUGUACAUUAAUGAAAAUAGAUACAAACAAUAGCUGAAUGCACCAACAGGAAAGGCGAGAAAGUAAAAGAAAACAAAUGGCAAGGGACUGAUGCGUUCUAAAUGAAAGUGUUUAUUGGCUGCUUACUACACACUGGCGCUCUUCACUUUGACAGCAUUUCAGUGGAAUUUUUAUUCAGCAGUGUUGAUGGAAUUACUCUUUUUAGAGCAGCAUUUUCAAUGAAGAGAUUCAGCAAACUUCUGAUUCAUAUUGGCUUUGACAAAAAGGAUACUAGACCAAUAAUUUCUGGCUUGUGACAUCUUUAAACCAAUAAGAGAUUUAUGAGAAUCAUUCCGCAGUAAUUUGGCAAAGUAAUUUUUUUCUGGAGAGUAGGUGAGCAACUAGUUGGUUUCAGAGGUCAUUGUAGAUUUAUUCAAUGUAUGCCAAGCAAGCCAGACAAAUAGGUGUGUCACGCCAAAAUAAGCCAUACCAACAUUUACGCAUUUUUAAAGCUUUUAAAUACCACUGGUAAUGGAAAUGAAGUAUUAAGUUAAUGACAAAGUGGUACUGAUGGUAAAUGAUAUUAAAAUCAGAACUCUUCAAUCAAUAUUCAAGAUAGGUCAAAAUUUGAAAAGCUGAUACUGUGACACGCAGAAAUUUGUUGGCUCUGACGAUGUCGGGUCUCUUACAUGGAUUUAAGGAAAUGAUGGUGACAUUUUGGUAGGAAAAUAAGUGAUCUAAUUCAAAACAAACUUAGUGCACACCAUUGCACUAUCUUCAUAUUGCUGAUUUUGCUGAUACAUUUGAAUAUUUGAAUAAAAGUAACACCAGCAUUAUUACACUUUAUAUUUGUGCCGGUAGUUCUUAAAAUGGGUUAAUUUAACACCCAGUGUACUUGGAAAAUUGAAUCACUGUGCCAUGAAAUGAGGUGUGUCUAUGAAAUGUGUCACCAACAUGAAAGGUUUGAAAAGCACUGGUUUAGAGGGUGUUGUUGUAGUGAUAUAGAGGGUGUUGGUGUUAUAGUAUAGAGGGUGUUGGUGUAUUGUUACAGAGGGUGUGGGUGUAGUGUUACAGAGGGUAUUGGGGUUGUCUUGUAAUUUUUGGUAAAUUAUGGAGUGCUGGGCAUUCAAAGAGGUGAGUUGUUUCCUUCUUGUUUGGAUGUCUGUUGAGGGGACUCAUUGGUUUUUUAUGAAAAUUUCUUAAAUUACCUGGCAACCCUAGCAAGAAUCAUUGGCAACCCCCUUGAUGGCAGGCACAAACAUUUAGGAGGAAUGUUUGAAAAUGUUAACUGUUAUACUGAUAUGAAUCAUAUCACAGUCAUGGUGUCAGUCAAAUAUGCCAAAAGGCAGAUCAACCACAAUGCCAAGGGCAAGCCAUUCACUAUGCAAUAAGAAGACCAAUCACAAUACCCAAGGGCUUACCAACCACAAUGGCAAGGGCAGGCCAACAACAAUUCCAAGGGCAGGCCAACCAGUAGCAUUUAUAGAUCUGCUGGGGAUAUACCGGGUAGUCUUAAAAUUUGUUUUCAUUAUCAACCUAAUUAUAUGCUUAUAACUGUAAACUACAUAAACUGAUGAUUUAGAUUAUUGAUUUGUGCAGCAUCUUUGUUGAAUUUUUCAGUAUGCCACCAGAAUCCAGCUUGCGUGAAAUUUUAUUUAAUGUCCCUCGAAUUUCAUUUUAUGGGUUUCUGAUGUCCAUUGCCAAAUCUGAUUCCAUCAAUGCUCACAUAGGUCAGUCAAUGAGAUAAAGAAAAAAGGCUUAAGCUUAAGCCUAUGAACUUUUAAGUUCUUAAAUGAUUAUCAUUUAUUAUUUCAAUUAAACGUUGAGCUAGUUUUUGACUAGACAAUUAUAUGCAAACUUUAAAAGCACAUUUCUAUUUUUUGUAAAAUAUAUUUGAAAUUUUGAUAUGAAAAGUGUGAUAUAUAUAUAUUUAAUUGUUGUUAAUAGGGUACCUACCAGAAAAAUCAAUGCUGUUGGAAGGUGUUGAUGUUGAACUAAGUUCGUAA
Messenger RNA from Lymnaea stagnalis (great pond snail), 10577 nucleotides. The record is from the annotation of a GenBank genome assembly. Lineage: Eukaryota; Metazoa; Mollusca; Gastropoda; Lymnaeidae.